AUGCAGCGGGGCCCGCGAAGGCUGCCGGGAGCGGCCGUGGCGCAGCAGCCCGGAGCCAAGGACACGUGGAGCGGAGAGAGGGGCUCUGCUUCCGGGUACCCCGGCGGUUGCCAUGGCGGCCCUCCUUCCGGGGCGGGGGCGGGUCUCUCCUUCCGCCCUUCCUUCCUUCCUUCCUUCCGCAGGGGCAGCAUGGCCCGCGAGCGGCGGCGGCGAGCGCCCGAGGGGCCCCGGCCGCACGAGAGAGUCCCGCGGCGGGCGGCGGGCCGGAAGCCCCCGGCGGGCCGGGCCGUGGCGCUGGGGCUGGCGGCGGCGGCGGCGGCGGCGGGCUGGCUGUUGUGGUGGGGCGGCUGGGGCCUGCCGGCCCUGGCCCUGACGCCGCACCCGGCCGGCCGCCUCCUGCCCGCCAACAGCAGCGCCGCCGCCGCCGCGCCCGGCCUCUUCUGGGGCUCCUACCGGCCCCACGUCUACCUCGGCAUGAAGACGCGCAGCCCGCAAGCCCCGGUCGCAGGCCUGAUGUGGAUGCUCCCGUCGGAGGGGGAGGUCCGGCUGCGGCACACCUGCGAGCAGAGCGACCACCUGGCCCGCUACGGCUGGCUGCUUCACGACGGGGUCCACUUCGGGGUGCAGGAGAUCCGCGACGGGGGCCUCAGCCUGCGCACAGAGUUCGUGAAGCGGCCCGGAGGCGGGCACGGGGGCGACUGGAGCUGGAGGGUCACUGCGCGGCCAGAGAGAACUGCUGGGAACCCGCCCGCCUUCAUUUCCCUGCUCUUCUAUGUGGCAACAGAUGGGCAAGGGACGCUGCAGCCCGUGGUGGUGGAGAAGAACCGCAUGGCCUCCCUCACAGGCACAACGGAAGAGCUGGGGGACUUCACCAUCACUUUCCAGCAGCCCACCAAGGAGGCUGGCACAGCCCCUCUCUAUGCCAGCUACAACUACCUCCAGGCGAAGGCGGAGGGCCUACACCGCUUGACUGAUGUGGUGAAAGCCAGCCUCAGUCCCCGCUUUGUGUACGCGCCACCAGGGGCCCCCAAGCGCCGCUAUGCUGGUGUGGACACUUACCGGGGGUCUCCCGAGGGGAGAGAGCCUCGGAGCCAGCUACUGGUUCACCAGGUGACUGUGGCCCUGCCCUGCCAACUGGAGGUGGUCUUUGAGUCGGGCAGCGUUGCUGACCGUGCCGGGCAUCUGGCGGGGAAGGUGCUGACGCAAGAGCUGGCCGGCCACGUGGCGGCCUUUGAGCAGCGCUUCGAGAGGACUUUUGGGUUGGCCCGCAAGGGCUUCUCUGCGCAGGAGCAGGACUUUGCCAAGGCCGCCUUUAGCAACAUGCUGGGUGGGAUGGGCUACUUCUAUGGGCACUCGCUGGUGCAGUCUCCCCACAGCGAGCUCCCGCAGCCCUACCCGGAGGGUCCCCUCUUCACCGCGGUGCCAUCACGCUCCUUCUUCCCGCGGGGCUUCCUGUGGGACGAAGGCUUCCACCAGCUGCUGCUGAGCCGCUGGGAUCCAGCCCUGAGCCAGGAGGUGCUGGCACAUUGGUUUGACCUCAUGAACGCCGAAGGCUGGAUACCUCGUGAGCAGAUCCUGGGUGACGAGGCCCGCACCAAGGUGCCUGCAGAGUUUGUGGUGCAGCACAGCAGUGCGGGGAACCCCCCCACAUUCUUCUUGGUGCUACAGCAGCUCCUGGCCCAGGAUGCAGCUGACGUGCCUUACCUGCGACGCCUCUACCCUCGCUUACAGAGCUGGUACGACUGGUACAACCGCACCCAGGCCGGACCACUGCCCUACACCUUCCGGUGGCGUGGGCGUGACCAGGACACGCAGACGUUCCUCAACCCAAAGACUUUGACCUCGGGGCUGGAUGAUUAUCCAAGGGCCUCGCACCCGUCGCCAGACGAGCGCCAUCUGGACCUGCGCUGCUGGAUGGCGCUGGCUUCUGAUGUCAUGGCGAAGGUGGCUGCACAUCUGGGGGAGCCAGCAGGGGACUACCAGCACAUGGCAGAGGUUCUAGCUGACAACCAGCUGUUGGAGCAGCAGCACUGGGCUGAGGCGCUGGGAACCUUUGCCGACUAUGGCAACCACACCCAGGCGGUGGCGUUGGAGAGGGAGAGGCCCCGGCCCCCUCCUCCAGGCCAGCCCCUCCCUACCCCAAGGCUCCUGCGGGUGGUUCGCAAGCCCCCCAAGCUGCAGUUUGUGGGGGGUGCCCUUGGCUAUGUGAGCCUUUUCCCGUUGCUGUUGCAGCUGUUGCAUCCCAACUCGCCACACCUGGGCGCCCUUCUGGCAGACAUGCGCAGCGAGAAGAAGCUGUGGACCCCCUUUGGCCUGCGUUCCCUCUCACGCAGCAGCCCUUUCUACCUCAAGCACAACACUGAGCAUGACCCCCCUUAUUGGAGGGGGGCCGUCUGGAUCAACGUCAACUACUUGGUGGUGCGGGCUCUGCACCACUACAGCCGCCAGGAGGGCCCCUUCCGCAAGGAGGCCGCCACCCUGUACCAGGAGCUGCGAGCCAACCUCAUCGGCAACGUCUUUCAGCAGUACCAGGAGAGCGGCUACCUCUGGGAGCAGUACCAUGACGGCACAGGCAAGGGCCAGGGCUGCUACCCUUUCACAGGCUGGUCUGCCCUGGUGGUACUCAUGAUGGCUGAGGAAUACUAG
Molecule: messenger RNA, 2646 nt
Organism: Euleptes europaea (tarantolino)
Lineage: Eukaryota; Metazoa; Chordata; Lepidosauria; Squamata; Sphaerodactylidae
Gene: MOGS
Product: mannosyl-oligosaccharide glucosidase
Exons: 4
Coding region: 1-2646 (881 amino acids)
Biological process (GO): oligosaccharide metabolic process; protein N-linked glycosylation
Cellular component (GO): endoplasmic reticulum membrane
Molecular function (GO): Glc3Man9GlcNAc2 oligosaccharide glucosidase activity
Source: RefSeq, a predicted model, not a curated record